UCUGCUGCCGCCACGGCGGCCGCUGCUGCCGCCGCCGCCGCCGCCGCCGCUUGGAUAUAGUGCGGCAAGGAGCGGAGCUUGCAGUCACUUUGCGAGGAGGAGCGCGCGGGCUGCGGGCGGCUGGGGCUCCCCGGGAGUGGCGCCGGCUCUAGCGGAGGCGGCCGUGGAAGCGGAAGGUUCUCGCUCCGGGGCUGGACUUAAUAACUUUGGAAGUGUCCACCGGUGUCACGUCCUGAACAUGAGCCUCCUCCUCUCCUUCUACCUGCUCGGGUUGCUUGUCAGUGGCGGGCAAGCUCUUCUUCAAGUGACAAUUUCACUUAGCAAAGUAGAGCUUAGUGUGGGUGAAUCUAAAUUCUUCACAUGUACAGCAAUUGGUGAACCUGAGAGUAUAGAUUGGUAUAACCCUCAAGGAGAGAAGAUCAUUUCAACACAGAGGGUAGUGGUGCAAAAGGAAGGUGUUAGGUCACGAUUAACCAUCUACAACGCAAAUAUAGAAGAUGCAGGGAUAUAUCGUUGUCAAGCAACAGAUGCCAAAGGACAGACACAAGAAGCAACAGUCGUUUUGGAAAUUUACCAAAAGCUCACUUUCAGAGAAGUGGUAUCACCUCAAGAAUUCAAACAAGGAGAGGAUGCAGAAGUGGUUUGUCGUGUUAGCAGCUCCCCUGCACCUGUCGUCAGCUGGCUGUAUCACAAUGAGGAAGUCACCGCUAUUUCCGACAAUCGGUUUGCCAUGUUAGCCAACAAUAAUCUGCAGAUUCUGAACAUCAAUAAAAGUGAUGAAGGUAUAUACAGAUGCGAAGGACGAGUGGAGGCAAGGGGAGAAAUUGAUUUCCGUGAUAUCAUCGUUAUUGUUAAUGUGCCUCCAGCAAUCACAAUGCCGCAGAAAUCCUUUAAUGCCACUGCCGAGAGAGGAGAGGAGAUGACAUUGUCCUGCAGGGCCUCGGGCUCGCCUGAGCCUACCAUCUCCUGGUACAGGAAUGGCAAGCUCAUUGAAGAAAAUGAAAAGUACACAUUGAAAGGAAGUAAUACAGAACUCACUGUCAGGAACAUAAUCAAUAGUGAUGGGGGCCCUUAUGUCUGCAGGGCUACCAAUAAGGCAGGAGAAGAUGAAAAGCAGGCAUUCCUCCAAGUCUUUGUGCAGCCUCACAUAAUACAGCUUAAAAAUGAGACGACACAUGAGAACGGUCAAGUCACACUCGUGUGUGAAGCAGAAGGAGAGCCUCUUCCAGAAAUCACUUGGAAAAGAGCAAUGGACGGCAUCACAUUUUCCGAAGGUGAUAAGAGCCCAGACGGCCGUGUGGAAGUCAAAGGGCAGCGUGGACGCUCAUCCCUGAGCAUCACGGACGUGAAGUUGUCGGACUCAGGGAGAUACGACUGUGAAGCUGCAAGUAGAAUCGGAGGGCACCAAAAGAGCAUGUACCUUGACAUUGAAUACGCUCCCAAGUUCAUGUCAAACCAAACAAUUUAUUACUCUUGGGAAGGAAAUCCAAUCAAUAUAAGCUGUGAUGUGAAAUCAAAUCCACCAGCAUCAGUCCAUUGGAGAAGAGAGAAAUUAGUCUUACCAGCUAAAAACACCACUAAUUUAAAGACAUAUAGUGCAGGGAGAAAGAUGAUUUUAGAGAUUGCACCUACAUCUGACAAUGACUUUGGACGAUAUAAUUGCACAGCCACUAACCGUAUAGGGACAAGAUUUCAAGAAUAUAUACUUGCUUUGGCUGAUGUGCCAUCCAGCCCCUAUGGAGUGAAGAUUAUAGAGCUGUCACAGACCACAGCCAAGAUUUCCUUCAACAAGCCGGAUUCCCAUGGGGGUGUGCCUAUCCAUCACUAUCAAGUGGAUGUCAAAGAAGUGGCGUCAGAAACCUGGAAAAUCAUCCGCUCCCAUGGAGUUCAAA
Messenger RNA from Hipposideros armiger (great roundleaf bat), 1892 nucleotides. RefSeq names its product neural cell adhesion molecule 2. The record is from RefSeq and is a predicted model, not a curated record. Gene Ontology annotation, biological process: homophilic cell-cell adhesion; synapse organization. Gene Ontology annotation, molecular function: axon guidance receptor activity; protein binding. NCBI's taxonomy places the organism in Eukaryota, Metazoa, Chordata, Mammalia, Chiroptera, Hipposideridae. The transcript has 12 exons. Gene Ontology annotation, cellular component: axon; plasma membrane; neuronal cell body. The annotation marks the transcript as partial.